This is a messenger RNA of Closterium sp. NIES-65, 2055 nucleotides long. NCBI's taxonomy places the organism in Eukaryota, Viridiplantae, Streptophyta, Zygnematophyceae, Desmidiales, Closteriaceae. The record is from the annotation of a GenBank genome assembly.
AUGGCCGUUGUAUUCGACACGCUUCAGAAUGAUGCAGGCAAACAGCGCGUGGGGCUGAGCAUCAACGGCGCAGAAGAACCCUUCGUCAAGCGGGUUUCACCGUUCGCUUUCACUGAUGGCAAUGCAUACACCGUGUGGGUGGACUACGAGCCUGGAGAUCCCGGCACCAUUCAAGUGUUCCUGGCGAACUCAAACGUGAAGCCAGAGGAGCCACUGUUGCAGGGGAAGGUGUCGCUGCGUGCGGUGCUGCAGCCUGGGGUGAAGCAACUGGCGUUCUCGUUUGGAUUUGUGGCGUCCACCACUGUGAAGCCCUUCCAGCUGCAAGGCAUUCUCUUCUCCUCCGUGCAAACAGGCAAGGCUUCUUUGGGGCAGCAAUCUAUGACUUUUGUGCUUCUCUUUCUUGUGUCUAUCUCAACAGUUGCUCCUUCACCCAAGGAAGUCCAGGUCAAUAAGAAAGCCCUCGGCCUCUCAUUAUCGGAGGCCACAUUUGCACCAUCUCGAGCCAGUCCCUUUUCGCGCUAUGUGAGUGCGGACUUCAAGCUGUCGGCCACCAAAGUGGACUCGUGGAGCAAUCGUGACGACCACACGUGGGACUCCGUGCCCUUUCUCAACUGGCCCGUCAAGAACCAAAAUGACUGCAAUGCGUGCUGGGCAUAUGCAGUGGUGGCGAGUGUGGAGGCGGCAUACGGCAUUGCAAAGCAUCAGAGCGCUCCCCAGCUGGCAGUGGAGGCACUCUUUGCGCUCAUGGGGCUCUCCGACUCUGACAAGUGCUCCGCUGGCGGCUCCCCUACCCAGGCCUUGGAGCAGCUGGUCGCUCUUGAUGGCAGCAGUGGGCUCACAGGUGUUAGCGACCAUGCAACAACGUACCCGGUGCAGGCUUUUGAGCGAGCGCAGUUCAAGGGGUAUUUUGGGCUCAUUCUGGCAGUGCAGCGGCAGCCAGUGGUGGUUCACAUCGAGGCGUCUGCUCCAAACUUCAUGCAGUAUGAUGGGACUUACAAAUAUCAGGAUCCUGGUUGCUACACGGGCAGUCUCAACCAUGUUGUACUCGUUAUUGGCUACUUUAUCACAAGAUAUGAUGGCAGCCAGAAUCGCAUUGCGCCUCCAUUUUGGAUCAUCCGCAACUCUUGGGGAGAGGAGUGGGGCAACAGGGGCCACAUGCGCAUGGACAUUCAGGGAGGGGAUGGCGUGUGUGGCAUCAAUGUGCUGCCUGGCAUCUACCCCAUUGUCAAGAUUCCGGGGGACCCCUGCGGAGAGAACAGUUACAAGGGCGAUGGGGAUUUGCAGCCCAGCAUGAACCCGUGCGGCAGGUUCCACUGCCAGCAGAGGACAGCAAGCAGCAAUAACUGCACCUGCAAUAUUCCUGACACUAAUGGCAUCGACUGCAGCAAGCCGUUGCCCAAAGGCAGUGUCCUCCAGCUGGCUGGUACUCCUGCCACACCCUGCACUGCCUUCUUCUACUCCCUCAACGAGGACACCUGUGAAUCCAUCAGCACAGCGCUCAACAUGGAAUACGAAGUUCUCGCUGCGCUCAACCCCGGCCUUGACUGCUCCACGCGCAUCAAGGCUGGCCGUUCCGUGUGCCUUGAACGCAGUGCUGCUUUUGCAUUCACCGUACCUGAGUGUGUGAAAUUUGGAACGCUCACACCUCGGGACACAUGCAGUCAACUGCUUAAGAGUAACAGCAAGCGCGCUCUUCCUUCGGAAGCUGAUCCCAAUGACAAUUCACAAAAAGUUGCUAGUGCCAACGAGAAUCCAUGGGCUGCGCUGUACCGCAACAAUCCCGGCCUCACUUGCUCCGCCACCAUCCCUUCCUCUGCCUCCGCAAUUGGCAGCAACAUCGGUGUGCAGGUUUGCCUCAGGGCGGAGUAUUGGCCGUUCACGAUGGGUAUAUGCAAGAAGGGUAGGAUCAAGCCUGUCAAGCCAUCAAUGGCAUGCUCGGCUACUUACCGCUUCUACGGUGGGGCUAGUGCAUCACCAAUCGCACGGUUUUACGAGUACAAUGGUAGAUCUUGCUCUGGAACUGUAGCAGAGAAGUCUAUUUGCGUGCCAUCGUAA